Molecule: messenger RNA, 945 nt
Organism: Babesia sp. Xinjiang
Lineage: Eukaryota; Apicomplexa; Aconoidasida; Piroplasmida; Babesiidae
Exons: 4
Coding region: 1-945 (314 amino acids)
Source: RefSeq, a predicted model, not a curated record
AUGAAUACUCGCCCGUGCUUGGACGCGUUGAUGUUCAUCCGUCGACUAGGUAUUCCUAAAAGUUCGGCAGCCUUCCAACGCAGGUGGAAGCUGACCGAAGUAGUAAAGAGGCGUGCUGAUAGCCCCCAGCUUGAAGUAGUAGAAAGGAAAACAAGUUUGUCUAGAUACGAGUUUCCGCGGAACCCUGACGCCCUUCUCGUGGAAGGCUCUCGUCUAAGACAGGGAGAACGCAUAUAUCAAUGGAUAUCUAUAGUGUUCCCUGCUAUCGCAUUCACUCUCGCCUUAGCCAUCCCUGUGGGACUGGUUACCACAUUUAUGUUGAAUGGCAAGAUAAGGUGGGCAUCAACAAACAUGAUUGAGAGUUUUAGUAGGAGUAAUACACCUCCAAAACGUAUUGAGAAGCUUGUCUCGGCACGAGAUCUUGCAAGAUUGGUAUACGCUAAAACGCCAACCAUUAUAUUAUAUUUCACCCCUGGCGGGACUGAUGAUGUGGCCAACAGGGUAAAACUGCAUUCUAUAUUACUUAAGGAAAUAUCUACAUUGAAGGGGUCCCCUUUGAAUGUCUUUCGCGUGAACGUCACGGAAGAGCUUCACAAACUCAAUCCGUUACUCAGGGAAGAGAUCAGGCGUUCACCUGGGAUGUUGAUGCAUUUAGUCAUCCCUUCUGAGGGCGAGUCAUAUGUUAUGCCUCUAUUACCGCCAGUGUCGGUAAAGUCAUUUGUCUCACAACUUUCCAAGAUCCUGGACCACGCCAAUAUAAAAUUCGCCAAAGAGGACGAAACGAUAACGCAGUUGGAUGAAAAACUUGCAAGUGUCAAACGUUGCAUGUUCGAUCUUACCAUUGACGGGAAACUGCAAUUCUUAGAGGGACAAAGUCUCACGCAAAUGGAACUGCAGUGCAAGAAACUUCUUGCAAUGACUAAGUCACCGCCCCAAACAUCAUGA